This is a messenger RNA of Prunus avium (sweet cherry), 2160 nucleotides long. Its product is annotated as organic solute transporter ostalpha protein (DUF300). Lineage: Eukaryota; Viridiplantae; Streptophyta; Magnoliopsida; Rosales; Rosaceae. The record is from RefSeq and is a predicted model, not a curated record.
UACGAUAGUCUCCCCCAACCGCCGAAGGAAAAGGAAAAACAUCUUCUUUUUCGAACGAAUUAUAAUUUGUUUCUUUCGACUUUCUCGGAAAUUAAUCACUCUCAAAUUUCCCGGGAAAAUCCCGUGCUCAGCAAACAUUCGCAUAUGGCUUAGAUGGUAUGCUUGUACUGCAGAAUAUCUUCAAGGAGCUGUUUAACAGGCAAGAGGGUGGCUGGCUUUUCUCUAUUGUGACACCAUAAAUUUUUUCCAGGAGCAGUUUUCUUAAAGAGAGGAGAAGAGGACCCCUGAAGGGAAGGGCUGAUGAAUUCAUCUUGGACUAAAUAGAUCACUUAAGUGGUGUGAAAGCUCAAAUAAAGUCUAACAAAAAAAAAUUGAUAAAGCACGUUUGGUUCACUGACUCUUCAAAGUUAACUUCACCAUAUAGUCCAAGACCCGGAUUCAAUGGGAUGGAGGGGCAUUUUAUGCUCUUCCUUUUUCUUUUUAUCCAUGGUCGAGGCCUCCAGCAGAUUAGGAGAAAUGUGGUCACUUAACCUUGGUGCGGAAUCAGCAGCAGCCUUCAGCUGGCCAAUCCUCAGUGCUAGCAUAUUCGUAUUUGUUGCUCUUCUUCUCUCCAUGUACCUUAUCUUCGAGCAUUUAGCUGCUUAUAAUCAGCCAGAGGAGCAGAAGUUUCUGAUUGGUCUCAUUCUAAUGGUUCCUGUUUAUGCACUGGAAUCGUUUUUGUCGCUGUUGGACUCAAAUGCUGCCUUCAACUGCGAAGCAAUUCGGGACUGCUAUGAAGCUUUUGCAUUAUAUUGUUUCGAGCGAUACCUGAUAGCCUGCUUAGGUGGUGAGAAGAGGACAAUUGAGUUUAUGGAGAGUCAGAGCGUACUUGAUUCCAGUACACCUCUUUUGAAAGAUGCUUACGCUUAUGGAGUUGUAGAGCAUCCCUUCCCACUAAAUUGCCUCAUAGGUGACUGGCCUCUUGGUCCCACAUUCUACCAUGCUGUGAAAGUGGGCAUCGUUCAGUAUAUGAUACUGAAAUUGAUCUGCGCUUUGCUCGCAAUGAUUCUUGAGACUUUUGGUGUUUAUGGAGAAGGGAAAUUUGACUGGAGAUAUGGCUAUCCUUACUUGGCAGUUGUUCUUAAUUUUAGUCAGACGUGGGCCCUAUAUUGCCUUGUGCAGUUUUACUCUGUUAUUAAAGACAAAUUACAACCCAUUAAACCAUUAGCGAAGUUUCUGACUUUCAAGUCAAUUGUGUUCUUGACAUGGUGGCAAGGUAUCGCUGUUGCGUUUCUUUUCUCUAUGGGUGCCUUCAAAGGGUCUUUGGCUCAAGAGCUGAAAACUCGCAUACAAGACUAUAUCAUAUGCAUAGAGAUGGGUGUGGCUGCUGUGGUUCACCUUUAUGUCUUUCCAGCAGUACCUUACAAACGAGGAGAAAGAUGUGUGCGUAAUGUUGCUGUGAUGACUGACUAUGCAUCAUUGGGAGCACCUCCUGAUCCAGAGGAGGUACGUGAUUGUGAAAGAACAACCAGAGUGCAUCUGGCACGGCAUGAUGAGAGAGAAAAGCGCUUGAAUUUCCCCCAAAGUGUUCGUGAUGUGAUUUUUGGAAGCGGUGAAAUUAUUGUUGAUGACAUGAAGUAUACAGUUUCCCAUGUGGUAGAACCAGUCGAGAGAGGAUUUGCGAAGAUAAAUAAAACCUUGCAUCAGAUAUCUGAGAAUGUGAAACGGCACGAGGAGCAGAGGAAGAGCAUAAAGGAUGAUAGUUAUGUUAUCCCCUUGAAUUCAUGGAAUAGAGAAUUUUCUGAAGUUCGUGACAAUCUUGUUGAAGGGAGUAUCAGUGACAGUGGUUUGUCUAGUGGGAGGAGACAGCAGUCCCAGUCUAAAGCUUCAACAUCUCGGACUAGAGCAUGGAGAUGAUGUUAACAAAAGUAUAUGUAAGACCAUCACCGGAGCAACUUGUAAAUGGUGUCGUGAGUUCAACGUGAUUUUAGAAGACGUUGAUAUACAUCAGCUGGCCAGAAGAGCUGGUGGUUUAUGGAGCUAACUCGUCAACAAAAACAAAUAUUCAUGAAUUUUGGCAUUGAGAAGGAAUCUUCGUGAUCAAGAAAGGAUUGUUUUUUAUGUGCACAGUACAGAAUGGCGGAGCAAUGGACAGAGCUAAUACCACUUUGUCUAUGUGAA